Molecule: messenger RNA, 10431 nt
Organism: Chelmon rostratus (copperband butterflyfish)
Lineage: Eukaryota; Metazoa; Chordata; Actinopteri; Chaetodontiformes; Chaetodontidae
Gene: aspm
Product: assembly factor for spindle microtubules
Exons: 26
Coding region: 81-10292 (3403 amino acids)
Molecular function (GO): protein binding
Source: RefSeq, a predicted model, not a curated record
UCCGUGGAUUGCGGAACGUUUUACUAACUACGUAAUAUGUAGCUAUCUGUUAAGAUACUGCUGUUUUUUUAUUAUUCAACAUGUCAGAAACGAUAACGUCAACACGGAGAGGAUUUGUGGACUUCAGUCCAGUGAAGAGAGACGACGGCAACAAAGAGAAUGAUGUUCCCAUUUUGAGUUUGAUCCAGUUUUCAAAGGCUCCUUUUUUGACUUUUGGAACAGUAAAGUUGGGAACCUCCAAGUCGACUGUUUUGCGAAUUGAAAACCCGACAGAGGAGGCAGAAGCGGAGGUAACUGUUGAAAAGAUCCCGUGCAGUAAAGGCUUCUCCGUGGACUCCACCACGUUCACGAUUCAGCCUGAAGGCUCAUACAGUUUGACAGUCACCUGGACGCCAACAGAGGAAGGUGGAAUCAGAGAGCUCCUCAUCAUCAGUGCUAAUGGGGUCCUCAAGCAUCAGGCUGUUCUGCUGGGGAGAGCAGAAGCACCAAAGAAGAAGAAGAAGAGCUUGUGGGACACAAUCAAAAACAAAAGAGAGGGUGAAAAAAUGGCUGCACCCAGGAGGAAGAAAACAGAUCACCCACUGAAGAUGGCAGCCAAUAAAACCUUCCAAGUGGCCCGGAAGCCACAGUACAAACUGGAAAAGCCUCGCAGCCCGCUUGCUUCUCUCAACAAGGCUAAAUCUGUCAGAGAGAGGUCCCUCUCCAAGCACAGUCCCAUUGACGAUUACCCUCAGAAAUCAGAGGAGCUGAAGGCCUUGAAUUCCACCCAGAGCCAGCGGUCUCUGGCCUUAUCAGACCAGGAGAAGACCCACCACGCUCAGGGGAGCUCUCCUCUUGUCCUGCUCGUCCCAGCCGGAAAGCUGAUGGACUCUGGCAAUGUGUCUGCUAGCCCAGACGCUUUGAUGGGCAAACUUGAAAACAAAGAUCUAACCAAACUGCUCAACAGGACGCUGUCACCUAUCGGGACACCGGAGAGGUUUAAGAAGCUCAUGCCUCGUAUUCAGUCAGAUAGCCCACUCUCUGCUGCUGUGAAGUCUGUGGCUGAUGAAGAUGAUGCUGACUGUGUGUUAACUGGAACUCCGGUUCCAUCCUUAAAAGAUGCACUGGCCCUCAUUGACUCUGAUCUGAGCCACAUUAACACCAGUCCUCGAGACACUAGUUCGAGCUGUGGCUUUUCAGAUUCACUGGAAUCCAAGAGUGGGAAUCAUGGCUGUGGAAAUGACAGAAAUGUCCUCAAAGCACACGAUAGCCCACAGGGGUCUGAGUCCAGUGAGCCAAGACUUACUUUCUUUGUCAGCAAAAAUGUUGUUAGUGGGGUUUGUGUUUUGGAGGCGGACAAGGCGACAGAAAGAGUCAAAAAGGCCUCUUUUACCUCCGCCACAGUGACCAAGAGCAAAGCACCGGUGGAGGCAAACGGCUCGAGUGGAAGGAAAAUAAAGAAGUCAAGGCGGAGGCUAUUAGAGAAAACACUUGAGCUGUCUGACGGCGGCAGCAGUCAGUAUGACUCUGGACCAGGCACUCCAAGCCUUCCUGUGAUAGACCCAGACACAGGAACCAAGGGAUGGCCGAGCUCUGAGGCCGCCAGCUCCCUGUGUGACGACAGACGUGAAGCCCAGGAGUCUUUCUCCCUCAGCCCGACCCCACGGCUCUACGGCUCACCUGCACCCAUCACCUUCCCUGUCACCUCCCCUCCAUCUUUGGCCCCCGCCCGCUUCUCUUUCUCAGUCACCUCCCCUCCUCCUGCAAUCGCUGCUGCCGUCGCUCUUACCGUCACCUCUCCGUCACCCUUGGGCUCGUCUUCUCCUCUUCACCUCAACCUCGCGUCAAACCCUAAGCUGUAUGAGCUGUCUCCAACUGCUUUCGCACCCCCGUCCGUUCAGGAAGACUCCUUUCCCAUCCACAUGGCUGUGAAAAGCAAGAAGAGGAAGAGCGAGGAGUAUCUGAAAAGCAGCGGGAAGAUUGUGGAUGCUGCAAAAACGGAGCGGGUCAAAAGGAGCAGGGUGGUCGCUGGAAAAACUGAGCCCUCAAGAUCGCUCCAAGACAGGAGAAGUGCAUCACACAGGCAGCAGCCGAGAGCAGCAGGCUCGGUGCGCUCCAUGACCACAUCGUCUCUAAAGUUGUCACGGUCUGUGGUUCCUGCCCAGGCAAAGCAGUCAAGCUCCAAACUCACCUCCAGAGGUGCCCAGUCUCUGAAGUCAUCUGCUGCCCCAGCUGUGAAGACGUCAAAAAUCACUGCUGUAGCGCAGUCAAAGCUGACCUUUAUUAAGCCGGUGCAAACAGCCAUACCGAGACACCCGAUGCCGUUCGCAGCCAAGAACAUGUUCUAUGAUGAGAGGUGGAUCGAGAAGCAGGAGCGGGGAUUCACGUGGUGGAUCAACCACGUCCUCACCCCAGAUGACUUCAAAGUCAACACUGAAGUCGCUAAAGUGAACGCUGUGUCCAUUGCCAUGGGCAGUGAUGACAAGUUCAGUGUGCCUAAAGCUCCCACCAAAGAGGAGAUGUCAUUCAGCACCUACACGGCCCGACGGAAGCUAAACCGCCUCCGUCGCUCUGCCUGCGAGCUCUUCACAUCUGAGGCCAUGGUCAAGGCUAUUCAGAGGCUGGAACUAGAGGUGGAGGCCAAGAGGCUGCUCGUCCGAAAAGACCGCCAUCUCUGGAAGGACAUAGGUGAACGCCGAAAAGUCCUCAACUGGCUUCUUUCGUACAAUCCCCUGUGGUUGCGGAUUGGGCUUGAGACGAUCUACGGGGAGCUGAUCUCACUGGAGAGCAACAGCGACGCCUUGGGUCUGGCUAUGUUCAUCCUCCAGCGGCUGCUGUGGAACCCAGACAUCGCUGCUGAGUUCAGACACGCCAAAGUGCCUAAUCUUUACAAAGACGGCCACGAGGAGGCGCUGUCUCGCUUCACUCUGAAGAAGCUGCUCCUGCUGGUGUGUUUCCUUGACAAAGCCAAGGAGUCCCGGCUCAUCGAGCACAACCCCUGUCUGUUCUGCUUGGACGCAGAGUUCAAGACGAGUAAAGACCUGCUCCUGGCCUUCUCCAGGGACUUCCUGAGUGGAGAGGGGAUCCUCCCCCGGCACCUGGGCUACCUGGGGUUACCCGUCUCCCACGUGCAGACGCCCCUGGACGAGUUCAACUUCGCUGUGAGGAAUUUGGCGGUCGACUUGAAAUGCGGCAUUCGUCUAGUGCGUGUGAUGGAGCUCCUCAUCCAGGACUGGGGUUUAUCUGCAAAGCUGCGUCUGCCAGCCAUCAGCCGCCUGCAGAAGGUCCACAACGUCGACAUGGCUUUGCAAGUGCUCAAAAGCAAAGGGGUCGACCUCAAGGACGAGCACGGCUCCACCAUUGAUUCCAGAGACAUUGUGGACGGACACAGAGAGAAGACACUGAGCCUCUUGUGGAAAAUCAUCUUUGCGUUUCAUGUGGAGGUGAUUUUGGACGAGGAUCAGCUGAGGGUUGAAAUUGGCUUCCUGAAGAGAACCCUGAGGACCAAACGGAGGCUGGCGUCGCUGAGGGCCGAUCGGGGCCUUCAGCCCAGUCCUGCAAAGACCAGGGUGCCCUAUGAACACAGCAGCACUAAGAUCACCCUGCUGAUGGACUGGGUCCGAGCUGUGUGUGACUUCUACAAUCUGAAGGUGGAGAACUUCACCGUGGCGUUCUCGGAUGGCCGCGUCCUCUGCUACCUUGUCCAUCACUACCACCCCAGUCUCCUGCCAGAGGAGGCCGUCAGUCAGAGCACCACUCAGAAUGUCGAGUGCUCACCGAGGGGCCGCCUGGAGCUCAACUGCUCAGCCAGCGACUCAGACAACUCCUUUGACUCCUUGCCAACAGGCCUGAAUGGCCCAGAUUCUCCAUCAGUGGAGUUUAAAGAGCUACUGGAGAAUGAGAAAAACAACUUCAGGCAAGUCAACUCUGCUGUGUCUUUCCUGGGCGGAGUUCCUGCCAUGAUCAACCCAGCUGACAUGUCCAACACCAUCCCCAAUGAGAAGGUUGUGAUGUCUUACCUGUCCUUCCUGUGUGCUCGUCUUCUGGACCUGCGGAAUGAAACCAGAGCAGCUCGAGUCAUACAGGGCGCCUGGAGGAAGUACAGAUUAAAGAAAGAUCUACAGCUGUACAAGGAAAGAAAUGUGGCUGCUGUAAAAAUCCAGUUAGUUGUGAGGAGUUUUCUCCAGAGGCGCAGAGCCAAGAGGCAGAAUCGAGCUGCCGCUCUCAUCCAGUCGGUCUGGAGGGGUUACGCAGCCCGCAACAGGCUGAGGCUGGAAAAAGAGGCUCAACUUCGGGCUCUGCAGCAUGAAGCAGCAACUGUCAUCCAGGCUCAGUGGAGGAGGUUUUCAACCAUGAGGGCUUACCAGCGCCUCAGGUACCACGCCAUUGUUGUCCAAGCACAAUGGCGAAUGAGGAGGGCAGCCUGUGCUUAUGGAAAAAUCUACUGGGCAGCAACAGUCAUUCAGAAGCGCUUGCGAGCGUGGGCUCUUGCAAGAAGAGAUCGGGAACAUUAUCUCUCCCUUAGAACUGCAGUGGUGAAAAUACAGCGAGGGUACCAAAGAUGGAAAAUCCAGAAAACUGAAAAGGAAAACCGUGCUGCCAAAGUCAUACAGGCUGUGUUUAAGAAAUGGUACGAGAUAAAAAUGGCUGACAGAACUGCUGCUGCUGUAAGGAUUCAGUCUUGGUAUCGAAUGCAGAGGAGUCUCCAUCAAUACAGGAAGAUCAAGACAAGCGCUGUGCUCAUUCAAGCCCAAUACAGAGGUCAUGCACAGAGGCGCUGCUUUCAAAUGUUGAAGCUGCAGCACCACUCGGCCGUCCUCAUUCAGAGUGCCUUCAGAGGGCAUGCUGUCAGAAAGCAGGUGGCAAGGAUGAGAUGUGCUGCAGUCAUAAUCCAGCGGUGGUUCAGGGCCUCUGUGGAAAGAGACGUGGAAAGGCAAAUAUUUGUGAGGAUGAGAUGUGCAUCCAUUAUCAUACAAGCAGCUUAUCGUGGAAAAGUGGCUCGGGAAUCCCUGAAAAAACAGCACGAGGCAGCAACAGUGAUCCAGGCAGCUUUUAGGAAGUAUGCUGCCCAAAGGCGCUACCUUCUCUUGAGAAAAGCUGCAGCUGUGGUGCAGCGGAAGUACAGAGCCACAGUUUUGGCUCGAAAGACAAAGACGGAUUAUGAUGCUCUUAGGGAUGCUGCACUCACUAUACAAGCUAACUGGAGAGGCAGAGCUGACAGGAAGAUGAUAGAAAAACGGCAUCAGUGUGCCACACUGAUACAGGCUUGCUACCGCCGGCACAAAGCGAGCACAGAGUACAGGUCCAAGAAAGCGGCUGCUGUAGCCAUACAGCGUCACUACAGAGCUUAUGUGGCUGGAAAGGAGAUGAGAAAAGCAUACCUGCGCUUGAGAGCAGCCUGUGUUGCUCUCCAGGCUGGAUUCAGAGGCAUGAGGGUUAGGACAGAGCUGAAGAAAAAACACCGGGCAGCGACUGUCAUUCAGUCUUCAGUUAGGAUGUUUUUAUGUAGGAAGCGAUAUUUUCUCCUCCAAAGUGCAGCGAUUAUCAUCCAAAGCCGAUACAGAGCUCUUGUGGCCUGCAGGGCACAGCAAAUUGAAUACAGAGAGCUGAAGCAGGCCGCCACAAAGAUACAAGCCGUCUACCGGGGAUUUAGAGUGAGAGGAGCCCUAAAGAAGAAGCACAAUGCUGCCAGAGCAAUACAGGCUCAGUUCAGGAUGCACAGAAUGCGUAUGGCUUACCUUGCCACCAAGUGCGCUGCCAUCAUUAUUCAGGAACGGUACAGGGCCAAAAUGCUCAGGGAUCAAGAGGUGCAGAGGUACAGAACAAUGAAAUCUGCAGCUGUAGUCAUCCAGGCAGCAUAUCGUGGCGACAAGGCCAGGAGGAAGAUUGCCCAGACGCACCAAGCUGCCACAAUCAUUCAGAGAAAGUUUCUGACCAUUCGGGAGAGGAAUAGGUUCCUAGCUAUCAAGGCAGCAGCUUUGGUUUGUCAGCAGAUGUACAGAACCGUGACUUUGGCAAGAAAAGACCGUUUGGACUAUCUGUCAAAGCGAAGGGCAGUCAUUUGUCUGCAGGCAGCCUACAGAGGGUAUGAGGUCAGAAAGAAGUUGCGUAACCAGCAUACAGCAGCUGUAACAAUUCAGUCUCAUGUCCGAAUGUACCAGCAGAGGACCUACUACAAGAAACUCAAUUGGGCUGUCAGUGUAUUGCAAGCACGUUACAGAGCCAACAAGAAAAUGAGAGAGGAGAUGCAAGCCCUGAGCAUCAAGAGAAAUGCGGUUGUUGUCUUACAAGCUGCCUUCCGUGGAAUGAAAUCCAGACAAAUCAUCAAACAAAGGCAUCAGGCUGCCAAUGUUAUCCAGAGGGCUUUCAGAUCCCGCUGCGAGCGCAAGCAGUUUCUGACCUUCAAAUCCUCCGUCCUCACCAUUCAGCGGCGAUAUCGGGCCACUGUAGCAGCCAAGGACCAAAAGAGACAAUACCAGCAAAUACGCAGAGCAGCAGUCAUCCUUCAGGCAGCAUACAGAGGGCAGCGGGUCAGGAAAGAGGUUGCUCAGCGUCAUCAGGCUGCCACUGUGAUCCAGUCUGCAUUCAGAAGACACAGAGAGGAAGUAAGGUUCAAGGCCAUGCGUUUAUCCGCCAUUAUCAUCCAGAGAUAUUAUCGGGCCUGUAUUCUUCAGAGAAAAGAGAGAGACAAUUUCUUAAAAGCGAGACGUUCUGCCAUCCUUCUUCAGGCAGCUUUCAGAGGUCAUCAUGUGAGAACCAGCAUUGCCAAGAUGCACAGGGCAGCUACUAUCAUUCAAGCAAACUUCAAGAGGCACAAGCAGCAGUCGGCCUUCAGGAGGCAGCGCUGGGCAGCCUGUGUCUUGCAGCAGAGGUUUAGAGCUCAGAGAAAGAGAAACAUUGAGAUACAACAUUAUCAACAGUGCAAAAAAGCUGCUGUCGUGUUACAGGCUGCAUAUCGUGGAAUGAAAUCCAGAAGAAUCAUCAAACAGAAGCAUCAGGCUGCCAGUAUUAUCCAGAGAGCUUUCAGAACACACUGUGAGCAGAAGCAGUAUCUGUCCCUCAAAUCCUCCGUCCUCAACGUCCAGCGCAGAUAUCGGGCCACCGUAGCCGCAAAGAAACAAAUGAGAGAAUACAAAACAAUGCGUAGAGCAGCAGUCGUCCUUCAGGCAACAUACAGAGGGCAGCAGGUCAGAGAGGAGGUUGCUCGCUGGCAUCGAGCUGCAACUGUGAUCCAGUCUGCAUUCAGGAGACACAGAGAGGAAGUAAGAUUCAAGGCCAUGCGCCUGUCUGCCAUUAUUAUCCAGAGAUACUACCGCUCCUGUAUUCUUCAGAGACGAGACAGAGGAAACUUUCUAGAAGUGAGACAUUGUGCCAUCACCCUUCAGGCAGCAUACAGAGGGCAGCAGGUCAGAAAGAACAUUGCUCAUUGGCAUCAGGCUGCUACUGUGAUCCAGUCUGCAUUCAGAAGACACAGAGAGGAAGUAAGGUUCAAGGCCAUGCGCCUGUCUGCCAUUAUCAUCCAGAGAUAUUAUCGCUCCUGUAUUCUUCAGAGAAAGGAAAGGGAAAACUUCCUCAAAGUGAGAUGCUCUGCCAUCCUUCUUCAGGCAGCUUUCAGAGGUCAUCAUGUGAGAACCAACAUUGCCAAGAUGCACAGGGCAGCUACUGUCAUUCAAGCAAACUUCAGGAGGCACAAGCAGCAGUCGGCCUUCAGGAGGCAGCGCUGGGCAGCCUGUGUCUUGCAGCAGAGGUUUAGAGCUCAGAGAAGGAGAAACAUUGAGAUACGACAUUAUCAACAGUGCAGAAAAGCUGCUGUCGUCUUACAGGCUGCAUAUCGUGGGAUGAAAUCCAGAAGAAUCAUCAAACAGAGGCAUCGUGCUGCCAGUAUCAUCCAGAGAGCUUUCAGAACACACUGUGAGCAGAAGCAGUAUCUGUCCCUCAGAUCCUCCGUCCUCACCGUCCAGCGCAGAUAUCGGGCCACCGUAGCCACAAAGAAACAAAUGCAAGAAUAUAAAACAAUGCGAAGAGCAGCAGUCGUCCUUCAGGCAGCAUACAGAGGGCAGCAGGUCAGAGAGGAGGUUGCUCGCUGGCAUCGAGCUGCAACUGUGAUCCAGUCUGCAUUCAGAAGACACAGAGAGGAAGUAAGAUUCAAGGCCAUGCGCCUGUCUGCCAUUAUCAUCCAGAGAUACUACCGCUCCUGUAUUCUUCAGAGAAAAGAAAGGGAACACUUCCUAAAAGUUAAACGUUCUGCCAUCCUUCUUCAGGCAGCUUUCAGAGGUCAUCAUGUGAGAACCAACAUUGCCAAGAUGCACAGGGCAGCUACUGUCAUUCAGGCAAACUUCAGGAGGCACAAGCAGCAGUCGGCCUUCAGGAGGCAGCGCUGGGCAGCCUGUGUCCUGCAGCGGAGGUUUAGAGCUCAGAGAAGGAGAAACAUUGAGAUUCAACAUUAUCAAGAGGUGAGGAAAGCUGUUAUUAAUCUGCAGGCAGCCUUCCGUGGAAUGAAAUCCAGAAGAAUCAUCAAACAAAGGCACUGUGCUGCCAGUAUCAUCCAGAGAGCUUAUGGAGCCUUCUCUGAACGCAAGACGUAUCUGAAAUUGAAAUCGUCUGUUCUUGCCAUUCAGCAAAAGUAUCGUGCUACUGUAGCAGCUAAAGCACAAAGAACACAAUACCUGAAAAUGCGCGGCGCAGCCAUCAUCAUUCAGGCAGCAUACAGAGGGCAGCGGGUCAGGAAAGAGGUUGCUCAGCGACAUCAGGCUGCCACUGUGAUCCAGUCUGCAUUCAGAAGACACAGAGAGGAAGUCAAAUUCCAGGCCAUGCGCCUGUCCGCCAUUAUCAUCCAGAGAUACCACCGCUCCUGUAUGCUUCAGAGACAAGACAGAGGAAAGUUCCUGAAAGUGAAACAAUCCACCAUCAUCCUUCAGGCAGCUUUUAGAGGCUGGUGUGUCAGGAGGGACAUUAGCCGGCAACAUCAAGCUGCCACUGUGGUCCAGUCGCAGUGGAGAUGCUGCGUGCAAAGGCGCAUCUUCCAAAGGAAGAGGGAGGCAGCUCGGAUGCUUCAGCGGAGGGUUCGGGCGGUGCAGCUCGGCAGGUUGGAGAAGAAGAACUACAUCCGAAUGAGGCAAGCUGCUAUCACGCUUCAGACACACUGCCGAGACUGGAUUGCAAGACGACAGGUACUUGAGGCAACCAUGGCUGAGAGGAGGCUCCGUUUUACGUCGGCAGUCUUCCACCAUCUCAGUGCCAUAAAAAUCCAGCGAGCUCUGAGAGCCCACUGGGCUUUGGAGUCGGCCAAAAGACAAAUCCAUUCUGUCAUCACCAUACAGCAAUGGGUGAGAGCGAGGCAGCAGAGGAGACGGUAUCUGGAGGACAGGAGGAAGGUGGUUAUAGUCCAAAGAGCGGUCAGGCGCCGCUUAGCUCGUCGACACAAGGCUGCGUCCGUCAUCCAGCUGGCUAUCCGGAAAUUCCUCCUUUUGAGGCGCCAGAGGAGGGUUCAGCAAGGCAUUGUCAGAGCUCAGGCUCUGUGGAGAGGACACCGCUCCCGCAGACUGAAUGACAAUCCCAAAGUGGUGAAGCUGAGGCACCGCUUACGCAAAGUGUCCGCUGACGUCCAGGAGGAGGACAAACUGUGCAACAAGACGUCGUCUGCCCUGGACUACCUCCUUCGAUACAAACACUUCUCCUACAUUCUCGAGGCCCUGAAAAACCUGGAGAUCGCCACCAGGCUGUCCCCAGAGUGCUGUGAGCGGCUGGUGGAGAGCGGAGCCACCAACGUCAUCUUCACACUCAUCCGCUGCUGCAACAGGAGCGUCCCCUGCAUGGAAGUCAUCACCUUCUCCAUCCAGAUCCUCCUCAACCUCUCCAAGUACCACAAGACGAUUGAGGCAGUGUAUUCGGUGGAAAACUCUGUGGAAACGCUGCUGGAUCUGCUGCAGAGAUACCGGGAGAAGGCGGGGGAUAAAGUGGCAGAAAAGGGUGGCAGCAUCUUCACCAAGGCCUGCUUCCUUCUUGCUCUGCUCCUGCAAGACAAGCACCGCGCUGUGGAGGUUAUGAAGCUACCAAAGCUCUUGGACAGGAUACGCAGUAUUUACCGCCUGACUGCUCGCAAACACAAGAUGGAUGCAGAAAGAACUGUCAUCAAACAGAAGAUGAACGCGUCACUGAAUGGAAGCUUCUUCAUUCAAGCGACGCCACGUAAAUCUCGCCCUGCUCCAAAAUUUGCACCAGACUGGGUUCUCAGAAAGGACAAGCUAAAAGAUAUUGUGGACCCGCUCAGGGCCAUCCAAAUGGUGGCAGACACACUCUCUAUUGCACUGUAAAUAGCAAAGCUUUUAGAUCUCCCUGUGUCAUCUCCUUUUUUUUUAACCUUCAGAAGAUAUUGUUUUAUGUGUUGUUUAAAGUUUUUUUUUUACCAACGCAUUUCCAAAUUUUAAUGUACAUAUUAAAAUGGAUUUGUUA